This is a messenger RNA of Gracilinanus agilis (Agile Gracile Mouse Opossum), 4158 nucleotides long. RefSeq names its product dehydrodolichyl diphosphate synthase subunit (gene DHDDS). The record is from RefSeq and is a predicted model, not a curated record. NCBI's taxonomy places the organism in Eukaryota, Metazoa, Chordata, Mammalia, Didelphimorphia, Didelphidae. Gene Ontology annotation, biological process: polyprenol biosynthetic process. The transcript has 9 exons. Gene Ontology annotation, molecular function: ditrans,polycis-polyprenyl diphosphate synthase [(2E,6E)-farnesyl diphosphate specific] activity. The coding region runs from base 1010 to 2014 and encodes 334 amino acids. Gene Ontology annotation, cellular component: endoplasmic reticulum; dehydrodolichyl diphosphate synthase complex.
GCUGCCUGGAGGAGGAGAAGGAGAGGGAAAGAGAGAGAUAAGGGCCACCUAGAGGAGAAGGAAAGAGUGGAAGAAGGCUGCCUGGAAGAGGCGGAGGGGAGAUGCCUGAAGGAGAAAUUGGGGCAGUGGGAGGGGGGAAUGCUGUCUGAAGGAAAUGGGGAGUAAAGGAGGAAGAGGGCUUUCUGGAGGUAGGGAGAUGAAAGGAGGAAGUACCUGUGUAUUGGGUAGAAGAGAGAAGGAAAAGUAGGGAUGCUUUCUGAAUGUGGGGCAGAGAGAAAGAGAGCUAGAAGGGAGCAAGAGAGGAGGAAGCUGAAUGGAGGGAACAAAAAAGAGGAGCUGUCUGACUAAGGGGAAGAGAGAGACUAAUUGGGGGGGGAAUCCCAAUGGGAGGUGGGGAAGGAGAGGGUAACCAAAAAGGGGUGAAAGGAAGAAUAGGGAUGUUCUCUGAGGGAGGAGAGACUCUGAAAGAGGAGUGGAGAGGAGGAAAGAAGGGGGCUCCUCAAGGUCAAGUAAGGGGAGAAGAAAAGAGAGGGGAAAGCUUUUAGAGGGUAUGGGGAAGGAGAAGGUCUCCUUAAUGUGGGGGAGGGAAUUGAAAAAAAGAGAGGAAAAAAGGAGGUUCCUCUGGGUAUGAGAAUAAGAGAAGAAAAGACCAUUUAGUGGAUGCCUUGCCAUGAGGAUUGUGUGGGUGUUAGCUUGGUUUUGAGGGAAGUGGAGAGAGAAAGAGUAUCAGAACUACUAUAGUCUCUUUUCCUUGAGUAUCCUAUACUGCUGUAUUCUAUACCUCUUGAGUGAAAAGUGGUUCAGGGCUUGUAUCCUGUAAGAUUAUCUCUAGCUGGGAUUUUAUCCCUGGUUUUCCCUAGUGUGCAAGGGACAAGAAAAGGUAACAUCAGUCUGUGGAGGUCCAGGUGUAGUCAGAUCCUAGGACUUCUCAUUGACUUCUGUUGACUUUUCGUAGGUGCUCUUUGGUGUGAGGAGACCCAGAUCUGUUUUCCUAAAGGGACCAGAAACCAUGUCAUGGAUCAGGGAAGGAGAGCUUACACUCUUAGAGCGGUUCUGUGCCAACAUCAUUAAGGCAGGCCCGAUGCCCAAACACAUUGCAUUCAUCAUGGAUGGGAACCGACGCUACGCCCAGAAGUGCCAGGUGGAACGACAGGAGGGCCAUUCGCAGGGCUUCGAUAAAUUGGCUGAGACCCUGCGCUGGUGUUUGAACCUGGGCAUCCGAGAGGUGACUGUCUAUGCCUUCAGCAUUGAGAACUUCAAACGCUCAAAGAAUGAGGUGGAUGGGCUAAUGGAGCUGGCCAGGCAGAAAUUUACUCGCUUGAUGGAAGAACAGGAGAAGCUGGAGAAGCAUGGAGUGUGUAUCCGAGUCCUGGGUGAUCUUCAGCUAUUGCCACUUGACCUCCAGGAGCUGAUUGCAAAAGCUGUGCAGGCUACCCGAAACUACAGCAAGUGCUUCCUGAAUGUCUGCUUUGCCUAUACAUCAAGACAUGAAAUUAGCAAUGCUGUGAAAGAAAUGGCAUGGGGAGUGGAGCAAGGUUUACUGGAUUCCAGUGAUGUGUCAGAGUCUCUGCUUGAUAAGUGUCUUUACACCAACAACUCCCCCAAUCCAGAUAUUUUGAUACGGACUUCUGGGGAAGUGAGGCUGAGUGACUUCUUGCUCUGGCAGACUUCUCACUCUUGCCUGGUGUUCCAACCCAUUCUCUGGCCAGAAUAUUCCUUCUGGAACCUCUGUGAAGCCAUCUUGCAGUUCCAGGUGAACCACAGCAUGUUACAGCAGAAGGCCAGAGACUCGUAUGUGGAGGAACGGAAGAGGCAGCAGCUGGAGAGUGACCAGGCCGCGGUGACAGAGCAGCUGCUCCGAGAGGGCUGUGGGUCUAGCAGGGACAGCCAGCUUCGGCGCAUUCUCUUGCACAAACGCUCAUCAGGACGAGAGGAACGGGUCCAGGGCUUCUUGCAGGCCCUGGAACGCAAGCGUGAAGAGUGGCUGGCACGCCUGGGCACGGCGUCAUCAUGAGAGGGCAGGUGGCCCAUUGGUAUUCCUGCUCACUGGCCAAGGGCCCUGCUCCACCAUUCCGGAGGAGAGUCAACUUGGGUUUUAAUACGAUUUGCUGUAACCCUAGGAACAGGUGGGAUGGGGAUUGGGCCUUUCUGCUGAGCUAGAUUCUUUAUCAACCUUUGUCCGACCCCCACAGAGGGGUUGGUUAGGGAUAACAGGUUGUGGGUUGGUGUCUUUGUGGCACCUGGUAGCUCUUACCACAAGCUGCACAGGCAGCUUGGUAAGCAGCAGAUCCUGACCUGUUCCUUCAGAGCUGUCACUUCCUGAGCUUCUGGUGACCAGGUUUCCUUAUCUUCCAACAAACACAGUCUCACCCUCAAGAUGGGACUUUUUAAAUCUAAGAUUGUUUGGGUAUAGAGUGCUUCCCACUCCAGAAAGCACUACUAACUACCAUCUUGGCCAGCCUCCCACUCCUCUACCUCCCUGCCUCUGUUUUUCUCACAACAGGUUUUAUUUCCCUUUGGAUUUGAUAGCAGAAAGCUGUUUGGGGGUGGGGGCAAGAGAGGAUGGAAAGCUGACCAUCUGCUUCCCCCGUGAGCAUUUCCACCUGGGAUCUGCUGUUGUAUCUUCCCCCACCCAUGGCUUGUCAGGUAGCCCUGAUUGCUCUGCUAAAAACCUGGGCUCCCCCAACAGUGGAGCCAGGCCUGUGAAGACAAUCCAAUUACCUAUUGUUGACUCAGCCCACACAUGCUUUUCUCAGGCAGGGUCAUGGGGCCAGGCUCUCCUCCUUGCCAGAGCUGGGCCUCUUAACUUGGCUAACUAGGAAGGACCAGUAUGUCCAUUUGGCUGGGACUCUUUCGGACACAUCAAGGCCAGAAGGCAAGAUGAAUCCCCUAACGGCUCCGAUGCCCACCUCCUGCAGCCCUAGCUAUGACAGUCUUGGCCCCACUGAGAAGCAAAGCUGGUGUCUGAGCCAUCUUGGAAAAGGCCCAUGUGGUAGCAGUUCCUCCACUUUUGGCCUUAGUAGGGUGGACCUCACAGUAUGAAGGAGAGGGAAGGUUAAAGGCAGUGUCCUUCCUUUCCCUCUCCUUGUCCUAACCAAGACGCAAAGCUGCUCAGAGGAUUACCAGCUUGGCCCCUUUACGGCUUUGAAAGAGCUGUCUUGCUUGAGCUCCUCUCCUUCAGGUGCUUGGGAUAGCAGCAAAAGCUGUAAGGCUGUAAUCCCAUCCUGAUGCCAGCCACUCCUGUCCCUUCUGAGAUCUCCAGACAUUUUCCCACAAGUCUGUCAAAGGUUGUCUUUUUUCCAGUAAUUUGGCCCCCAGGUAUCUUUAUUGUAAUCUCCACUUUUGGAACCAGGCAUGUCACCCCAGAAAUAUUAAGGCUAUUAGGCAAUACCUUCCCUUUGGAAUAAUCUCAUCCCUCUCCCUGGUGCUGGCACAGGGUUCCCAGAGAGCAGGUGCUAUGUAGUUCCUAGCUUUUAAAUGGGGCCGCUGACAGCUUUAAUUAGGAAGCCAUGAAUUAUAAUGCUAUAAUUUGAAGCCCUACAAUUAAGAGGGAACAAGGGGCUGGAGGCAAUGAACAGAAUUGGCCUCUAUUUGAGUUUGACUGAUGGAUGGUGUAGUCCUGUUUCUCUACCUGCCUAGAUUGGUCAAGAUUGACUUGGGUUACAAGGGAGGAUGGCCCAGGUGAUUAAUGGACUUGGUAUCCCUAAUUAGCCUGCAGUCUUGGGUUCUGGGAAAGGUGUGUGGGGUGGGGUAGGGAGGAGUUACACCCCAGGGCCCUGAGAUGUAGCAAUGGGCUUGGAGGAAGAGAGAGACCACAGUUCGUAGCUAUGCCACACAGGUGGUUUGAAUUUGUACCAUUGUGGCUAUACCUUAGUUGCAAGGACCUGCUGGUCUUCAUUCUCACCCCGUUACCAAGCAAUACCUCAGAAAUCGGGUAGUAUCUAAUUGGAAUAGCCCACCCCUGUUUAUUAAUCUGUAGCCCCCUGAGCUUCAAAUACAUUAAAAAGGAAUAUCUAUCACCUGUAGAAGUUGUUUGCUACUAGUGCAAUGGAGGACCUUGCUUAGAGGGACAAUAGCUACCUCUCCAGAUUCCCAGAGUCCCUUGUGUGGAGUGUUGGUGGGAGCGAGGGAAAACGCCCUUUUCUCAUUCCCCAUUAC